GCGGCUCUGCUCGUAUCCUCGCGUCUGUCAGCCCGCACCACCGAGCACGCCGCACUAUAUACACGCCGCGAGCUCGCGCUCCCGACACUUCACACCUCGACGCCAUGCGCCUCCGCCCUGCGGAUGAAGCAUCGGACCUCACCAACCUCAACUAUCGUUAUUAUCCCAAAGUGUUAAACUCACUCCACGGACUAGUAAUGAAAUAAUUGACACCUGUGCUAGUGAUACAUUCGAACAUGAAGUCCAGGAAGAACUCGUCGGACACCGCGCCGGAGCUGCAGGAGUUGCUGCAGAAGCCGCACAGCCUCACGCUGAUCGCCGACGGCCGGCGCACGACAAUAAUCCCAACACAAGGGACGAAUAAAGAGAAGAAUCAGGUAUCCUCGCCAGUUGAAGACGAUGGGCCUGAUGUGGUCUCCACCAUCAUCGGCAAGUAUGGACGCUGGCAGCUGCUGAUGACCUUCCUCCUGUCUCUCUUCUCAUUGCCCUGCACAUUCCACAUAUACCUGCCGACGUUCACCAUGAAGGAUACUACAUUCUGGUGCAGAAGGCCCGCAAAUUUAUCAAGCCUACCAUUAUCGGCGUGGAUAAACUACAGCCAGCCUCAUGGAGGCUGCACCGUAAGAACACUCACCUCAGAUGUGACAGUGGAAAGCAUACUGAACCACACAGCUCCUCUAUUAGACUCCUUUCAAAAAUGCACGGAGUUCGGCUAUGAUAGGUCUGAAGUUGGGAGCACGAUUAUAUCGGAAUGGAAUCUGGUGUGUGACCGAGCUCAUCUGACGAGCCUUGCUGAAGUCAUGUUCUUGGUCGGUGUUGGUAUCGGAGGAGUGGUCGGUGGCUGGAUAUCUGAUAGAUUUGGCCGCAAACGCAUUCUGAUGAGCAUGAUGGUAGCGCAGAGCUCGCUGGCUAUCCUCGCACUGCUGGUCCGUUCCUUCGUACAAUACGUGGUUGUAAGACUAAUCAUGGGCUUCGUGUCUGUCUCCGUGGUAUAUGCUGCCUUCGUGCUCUCUGUGGAACUGGUGGGAGGGAAGUGGGUGACGAUUGCAGGAGUGUGCAACUUCUUCUGGCUGCCUCUAGCGUAUCUCAUUGUGACGCUCUUGUCUCUGGUUCUGCCGAACUGGCGGGACCUGCAACUGAGCCUGUCGAUUCCCGGAUGUCUGUUACUUGCACUAUGGUUUGUGUUACCAGAAUCGCCGAGAUGGCUGCUCAGUAUGGGAAAGACUCAGGAAGCCAAAGUAAUAUUGGAGAAAGCUGCCAAGAUUAACAAGCGCGAAUUCCCCGCUGACAUCGAUAAACUGCUACUGCUGCAUAAACCGGAGGAGACCAGCGAACUACCCAGAGUCGCCAUGUUGUUCACGGGAGUUCUGCGCAAGAGGACGAUAUGUCUCUUCUUAUCAUGGUUCUGCAUGACCAUUGCCUACUAUGGACUACUGUUGAACAUCGGAAACUUCAACCUGGGCAAUUUGCAUGUCACAUCCAUGAUUUUAGCUGUUGUCGAAAUACCAGCGGUAGCGAUAAGUAUCCCGAUUCUCUUGAAGGCUGGAAGGCGGAUACCGAUUUUCAUCAGCAUGUUGACCUGUGGACUCGCGUGUGUCGCUAGUGAAAUAUUCUCGAUUGCGCUUAACGAUGAUUGGAUCCAGAUCGCCUGUCUGAUGAUCGGGAAGUUUUCUAUCGGCGCCACGAACAUGAUGAUGCCAAUAUUCACUGUGGAACUUUACCCAACGGUGGUAAGAAACCUCGGCGUGGGUGCCAGUCAGAUAGCAGCCGGGCUUGGACUUAUAUGCAUUCCGUACUUAUGGAAACUGUCUAUAUUAAGUAAGCACUUGCCGAUGCUGACGAUCGCGGCGUUGGCUGCUAUUGGUGGAGCCAUAAUCCUGCUGUUAUCUGGCACCAGCAGCCAGCAACAAGAGGAACCUGUGACUGAUAAGAAAAAGCCCACGUACGACAGCUCGCCGCGUAACGGAACGUUCACAAUUACCGACGACAGAGGGCAAUAGCAGUGAAAUGUUGAAGCAAUCUGUGUGUGUAAUCGUAACAUACUUUGUACAAAGUGCAUGAACAGUGAAUAGUGAGAAUUUUUCGAAUUUAAUUAACAGUUUUAAGUAGAUGAGUAUGACUAUGAAUAACAACAUAUCAUGGAAGGCCUAAAGGUGUCACUUCUGUGAGUAGGUUGUGUGUAAAGUACAGUUGUAAGGAAAAGCAGUAUCAUAUUAACUAGUGCUGUAGAUAUUUUAAUUAAGAAUCUAGAUUAAGUAAAGAGUCUAUUUAAACUAGUAAUAAUUCUUAACUAAUGCAAAGUAGGGCUUGAGCAAUAUUUUAUUAGUAUGUAUCUAAUUAGAUUUAAUUACUCAAUGACUUCCCUAAGAUAUCAAUUAAUUAAACGUUGAGUCAAUUUAAGAAAAUGUUAGCAAAUGUGUGGUUACCAAAAAACAAAUAAAUCAUAUCAAGAUCCAAGUUUACUGAGCUUAAGAAGUUAAAACACGUGAAUUGGUUCAAUUAAUUAGAAGUUGAAAGUCGAAUAUCAUCAUACCGGACACCUGACUAGUUAAAUAAGCUUAAAACUAUUUAAUGUCGCUGUUUCGCAAUCCUUAAUUUAUAUUUUACUUAUUUAUAGGCACAACAUACAUUUUAAUACUGCCUACGCAGAUGAACUCGCAAUAUCCCAAAUUAGCCAAUAUGAAUGAACUUAUUCAAUUUAUUUGACUUGGCGCCUUAAGUUUAUUACAUUAUAUUGUUUUGCAAUGUUUAAAUGUUUAAUGCUUCUAUUGAAAUUUUAAAUGCUAAGAAAAGGUUUUUAAUCAAAUGUUUUGCUGUCGAUGAAUUCUUCUUCUCUUUAAGACUUUCUAAGAUGUAUUAUCAUUACUAUCCAUUCCUAACUUUGCUUGUAUUCCUAACAUUUUCCGAAUAAAAUACGAAAUAACUAUUCGCUAACAAUAUGCAAUGACCGAACACAAUUACUGUAACUAUAUAAUUUAUAUGCAUGUUACGUUAAAAAUGUUAUAAAUGUAACGGUUUAUUUUCGUAAAUAAUAUGAAAUCUAAUUGCUUAAUAUAAUUGUUGUUACAUUAUAUUUUUUAAUAUCGCUAUUAGAACAAUAGGUAUUUUUAAAUAAGUGAUAUUUCCGUGUAUACAUGUUUGACCAGCAACUGAAAGCAAUUUUUUCCAGUCAGAACUUCCAAAAAAUCAAUCAACAUUGUAACUGUUAAUGUCUGUUUAAUGAAUCAUAUCAACUUACGCAUUAUUGUUUAAAUUACAAUUAGGGAAGUAUGUACCUGUAUUUCUUACCAAUUAGAAUAUUUAUUGUAUAAAGUUUAAGUAAUUUACAUAAUUUAAGAAUCUUAGUACAUAGACUAGACUACCCCAUAGUUUCAAGUUACCUAACACCAAGUUACCAUCAGUAGACAUAAAGACGUUCUUAUUAAUGUUUGGCUCAUGUACUUAUUUGGUAAUCAAUGUAAAACAUUUAAUGACUCCAUCUGUUUCUAUUAAACAUGAAUCGUUUAAAUAAAUUAAUGACAAAUUACACCAAUCUGUAAUUAUUCGAAAUAAACUAAUAAUUUUUAA
Helicoverpa zea (corn earworm) is the source of this 3567-nucleotide messenger RNA. RefSeq names its product organic cation transporter protein-like. The coding region runs from base 237 to 2000 and encodes 587 amino acids. Lineage: Eukaryota; Metazoa; Arthropoda; Insecta; Lepidoptera; Noctuidae. Gene Ontology annotation, biological process: transmembrane transport. Gene Ontology annotation, molecular function: transmembrane transporter activity. The transcript has 8 exons. The record is from RefSeq and is a predicted model, not a curated record. Gene Ontology annotation, cellular component: membrane.